This is a messenger RNA of Ornithodoros turicata, 1185 nucleotides long. RefSeq names its product THAP domain-containing protein 1-like. Bases 185 to 1072 code for a protein of 295 amino acids. The transcript has 8 exons. NCBI's taxonomy places the organism in Eukaryota, Metazoa, Arthropoda, Arachnida, Ixodida, Argasidae. The record is from RefSeq and is a predicted model, not a curated record.
UUGAAAUCGCCGCCGAGCUCGCUGAUAGGCCCGUUCGCAGCACGUGGUUUUUCGCCGCCAUGAAGGCUCCAGCCUCCGGGUCAGCGGGCGUUGCGGGCACUUAGGUGUGGCCAUUGUAGCUGCUGUCCUGUGCAACGUCCACUGUUUUAACGUUCCUGCAAGCGACUGUCAGUACUGGGCCAACAUGCCCGGUUGCUGCGCAGUAGAUUGCCGCAACCGGGGUGAAGAAGGGAAAAAGCUUUUUGCAAUCCCUCGCGGCAAGGAGAAUGAGUCUAGACGAAAGGUGUGGGUGCACAGGAUCGGGCGCAAGGAUUUUAUACCAACAGCGAGCACGAGACUGUGUGAGGACCAUUUCACCACAGACCAGUUCGAGCCAGCAAUUCUGGAAAAUACUGGACAGAAGCAACUCAAGCCAUUUGCUAUUCCGAGCAUAUUCUCCCACCGGCCGCCGGUACAGACGAGGAAGCCACCGCUCAAAAGAGUGCAAAUUGAGACUCCAGUCACAGCUACUCCCACAGCUUCAAAAGAAACUGUAGAUGCCUCACCAGCACAGCACAUGGAUAAUGCCUCUACCGAUGUUCCUGUCAGUCACCAGCCAGGACCUGCUAUGCCCACAGCAGUGCCAAGCUUAGAAGACUGCACACCUGGACAAGACCAUCCAACGACUGAUGCAUCCACUCAUGUAGCCCUGGUCAAGAGGAUUCAGCAACUUGAAGCUGAGCUCGAUACUGUACGACGGAAGCUCAAGUUGUCUCAAAAGCAGAGGUGUCAUGCCAUUGCUGUCAACAGACGAAUGGCCGUGGGACUGAAGAAGUACCUAAAUGAGGACCAAGUGAAGUGUCUUCAGAGGUCAACAAUGAAAGGCACAGCCUGGGGCAGAAAGACUGUAGUCAAGGCAUUAAAAAUACGACUAUCGUGUGGAGCACGAGGUUACAAUGCUGUGAAGGAACUUGGUCAACUGUUGCCUUCCGAACGGACUCUGCAAAGGCAUCUGGAGGGCUACAAAUUCCAUCCAGGGUUGUUACAAGACAUCAUGAAGUCUCUCGCACUAAAGGUACAAAGGCACAAAUAAAAUGUAUGACACCUGACACCAUGCAUGACAAAUAGGCAAAACUGAUGUCACCUGAAGAACGUCACGCCACUUUAAUGCUCGAUGAGGUGCAACUGGCUCCAGGUCUCGUCUAU